Messenger RNA from Bactrocera dorsalis (oriental fruit fly), 2387 nucleotides. RefSeq names its product immunoglobulin superfamily containing leucine-rich repeat protein 2 (gene Lapsyn). The transcript is spliced from 9 exons. The record is from RefSeq and is a predicted model, not a curated record. Lineage: Eukaryota; Metazoa; Arthropoda; Insecta; Diptera; Tephritidae. Bases 708 to 1766 code for a protein of 352 amino acids. Gene Ontology annotation, molecular function: protein binding.
AAUUCUCGGUGUGCGUGAUCGUUGUGGCUCUGCCGUCUGUGGCAUAUGCGAUGCGGUGAUCGCAUUUUCACUUUAAUAUAACAUUUGAAACGGUACUUGCCGGUUUGAUUAGAUCGCAUUGGGCGCGAGUGCUAGUCGGUGGGGGAAGUGGAUUUUUAAUUAAAAAAUAUUUACGACACGAAUACACCGUCGCUAAAGUCAAAUAAAAGUGAUAUUUAGUGAAUGAUUUGCAAGUAGAAUUCUCGAAAAAAAGUGAAAAUUCUGAAAUGGAAAAUUUCGAAAAUUAGUAAGCAAAUGUUGAAAUUAAAAAAAUAUAUAAUAAUGGCAGGCAAUGCAAAUCAACGAGCAAUAAUUUGCCGAAACUAAAUGUGCGUUUUGAAAUUGUGAUGAAAUAUCAAAAAUUUUAAAUGUGAGAAAUAUUUAGUUGAAAUAAAAAAAAAUUUUUGAAAUAAAAAAAAAUUUUGAAAUAAAAAUAUUUCGUUGAAAUAAAAAUAUUUUUGUGCCCGAAUUUGUUUGGUGUGUGAAAACAGCUCAAACCCACAACAAAGUGUUUAUUUCUUAAUAUUUGUGCUAAGGAUGUCACUUUCGAAAACAACGAAAUUUCUUUUACUAAAUUGGAUUAUUAUAAAUACAGUCUUAUAAGCGAGAGCGUACAACUGUAGACUGGAGAAAUAAAAUUUCUUUGGUACUUGCAGGUGGAAUAGUUUAUGGACUUGCAUGCGGUUGCUAUAGCGUUGUUGGCUCUAAUCACAAUCAACACCAAGAUGAUGAUGCCAUUCGGUUAUGUCGGCGUUGUGCAGGACGAACGCAAGUGCCAGUAUUUAAGACCGUCGCGCAUGCUCAAAAUCCGUUGCUUCGAAAUGAAUCUGAGGGAGGUGCCACAGUACCUGAAAUCGUCCGUUGAGAUUCUGGAUCUCGCAUUCAAUCGCAUUAAAAAGCUCAAACGCAACUCAUUUGAACGUUACACAAGCAUUAAAAUAUUAGUGCUCUAUGAGAAUAAGAUACAAUCGGUGGAGCCGGGCACAUUUGCGCCACUAACAUCGUUGGAGGAGAUUGAUUUGUCAAAUAAUGCGCUCGUCUCAAUACCCUUGGAAAUCUUUCAAUUACCCUCACUGCGAAAUCUUUAUGUUGACAGCAACGAGCUCUUUAAUCUGGACCGCGAUCUGCAGGGUCUUGAAACUCCAAUACAAGCACCGCUGGAAUAUUUAAAUGUAGCCGAUUGCGGCUUAGAGAACCUGCCCGAUUUGGGUGUACUGCCAAAAUUAUGGCAAAUUAAUGCCUCAUCCAAUCCGCUGACUGAACUCACCGUGGACACACUAGCCAAUAUGUGCAAUUUGCGCACAAUGGAUCUGACAAAAACAGAAAUCAGCGAUUGCGCUCUACAACAAGUGAAUCGGUACUUGCGAUAUAUUGGCGCCAGCUCUAAAUAUGUCCCGAUAUCUUUGGACGACCUCGACAACACCAAAUGUCCGGAUCCAUACAACGAAACUGUCAAUUCAACGACAUAUCAUAGCUGUAAAGCAGAGGCUGAACUUGCCAAAGUGCUCAGCUGGCGCUGGUGGGCGAUCGCAGCGGCAGCAGCAUUGGCGAUGCUCGUCUUUACAUGGUACUGCUGUCGUCGCAAUUCGAAAAAGAAGAAGAAGAAGUCAAAGGCCAAAACCAAAGUAAAUGCGCUGCCGCCCAAACAGCAACCGUUAGUGUCGCCCACGCUCGCGCUCAAGAGUCACAACGAUCGCACAAUGCUGCAGGACUGUGAUUGUGCGUAAUCGCUUAAUUACAACCAUAACAACAACAUAGCGCGUAAUUUUAGAUGUACAAAUGCUAUAAAUAGCUGCAAUUAAAUAGCAAUUUAUUUACAACUACAACAACAACUAUACCAACCACUGAAAAUGUAACUACUUAAUGGCUGCGCCGCUUGGGCGGGUAGGGUAUAGUUUUUUCCAUUAUUUUUUUUUCUUUCGAAUAUAUUUAGUUGUUAGAUAAAUUCGCCAUACAGCAAAGUGGUGCCAAAAAGUACUAAAUACGAACUUAGAUAUCGAAUUGCAACGAACUGAAGGCGAAAUCGUUUUGCCAAAACUACAAGUGCCUACACUAGUAAACAUAGUUGAAUAAUUUUCUUGUUAUUUUUACAAACAUCGUACAUUUAGAGUACCAUGUCAACAUAAAAGUAUUAAAAGUUGUAGCCUUAGCUUCGCUUAGUGUAAAAUGUCUUUCUUAAUGCAAUAAUAUGGAAUUAUUUCGUUUAGUGAAUUUGACAAUAUUUGUACAUAAAUUAAUAUGUAAUUAAAUGUUAGUUUAGCAAAUUACACAUAUAUAUGUAAAUAUGAAAUAUAUAAAGUAUAAAUGUAUAAAUAAUAAAAACCAAAAAACAAAAAUAAGAUAAAAUA